ACCGUUUGGGCGGCCUAAGAUAUGCCUGGACCAGAUGUGCUCGAUGCGUGACUAUAGCGCUGGUUGAGAAAUGUUAGUAGUGGUAGAUUGGGCGAGGAGAUGCAGUCGAAAGAAGAGUCCGGGGGAUCGCCUGCCCUGGCAUAUGCCAAGGGAACGCCAUGUAGUGGGUCGCUGCCGCUGCGGGCAGCCUGCGAGUCGUGGCUGGCGAGAUGGCGCAAUCAGACGAGGAAGAUGACUACAUGAAUAUGGUAUUCGACGAUGCGCCAAAAGGACCAAAGUUUGAGACUUCCCUACAGCGCGCAGCGCGCAAGCGCAAAGAGGGUGAAGCUAGAGCGCGACAGAAGACCAAGGCCGAAAAACAAGAAGAAGCCGAAGCUGCACGAGAAGCUGCCCUCGCUACUGCCCUGCCCGAGACCAAUAAGGGAUUCAAGAUGAUGGCCAAAUUCGGUUUCAAGCAAGGCGAUGCUUUGGGCAAGUCCGAAGACGCACGCAAAGAGCCUAUCCGAGUCAAUCCUAAAGACGACAGAGGAGGCAUCGGUCUGGAGUCGGAGAAGAAGCGCAAGUUCAGGGAGCAGUUCGAGGAAGCAGACCGACUAGCAAAGCGCGCAAAAGAAGAGGAGGGUGACUAUCUCGAGAUAUUGCGCCAAGAACAGAAGGAGAAGAAGGCAGAACGGGACCUGGAUAACGCGCAGAGGACAGCUGAGCGCUUGUCCGACAAGAACGCUGAAGCGGAAGGCGCGACAGAUCCAAGUGAGAAACCACUGAAGGACAUCAAUGUCCUCUGGCGUGUUCGUGCGCGUCGCAGGAUGGAGGGCAAGCGCGACAAGCAACAACGCCGAGAACUGAACAACAGUAUUUCGUCACGAUUACCCACAUUAGCCGCCGAAGACGAUGACGACGAUUCAAAGAUAGCGCAAGGUCGAGACCUUGCGCCAUUCUACACUACUCUUGAGAACGAGCUUGAAGAUGAGGACCCACAGUUGGCAGAAUUUGAGGCCUUGCCUGUAGCGGAGCGCUUGCAAAAGGUUCUGGUGUUUCUGCGUGAAGAAUACCGAUACUGUCUCUACUGUGGCUACGAAUACCCAGACGCAGAAAUGGAAGGAUGCCCUGGAGUUACUGAAGAGGACCAUGACUGAAAGAUGAAAGCCUUCAUUAUGCGAAGAAAUCUUAGUAAAGGAAGCUACAAACACGACUACUACUCGCCCUAGGGCCCAGAGUAGGCGGGAACGCGUAUUGGUACGUCUGGAAAUCGCGCAAUCUUGUGACUGUUAUACUCGGAGUCGCUUUUACAGUAUGACAAUGACUUCCGGAAGAUGCAACUGUCAAGGACCUCUAGUCCAAGCAAGGAACCUAAUUUCUUCACGUCCACAAUAUGUAGUCUAAUAUUAGACAAAGGUGAGGCGCCUUAUAGGUGCAUUCUGGGCCUCAGCCGCAAUAGCUCUCAGUCAAUGAAUUGCUGAGCAUGCGAAGAUGAAUGAGGAUUCUUGAGAAUACUCAAGUAGAGAUAACGUGCAAGCAAAAUACAAACAAGCUAUGGUAUUCCAAUUUCCAGAACAUCGGCAUUCGUGCGACAGUGGUGCG
Alternaria alternata is the source of this 1581-nucleotide messenger RNA. RefSeq names its product G-patch-domain-containing protein. The record is from RefSeq and is a predicted model, not a curated record. Gene Ontology annotation, cellular component: kinetochore. Gene Ontology annotation, molecular function: nucleic acid binding. NCBI's taxonomy places the organism in Eukaryota, Fungi, Ascomycota, Dothideomycetes, Pleosporales, Pleosporaceae. The transcript has 3 exons. Bases 210 to 1136 code for a protein of 308 amino acids.